UUUGCCUGAUACUUUGCGGUUUUCCUUUUCUUUUCCAGGAGGAGAGGCUAUGGUGUGACCAUAAACCAGUCAGUGUAAAUUAUGGAUCGCCUUUGUGGUGAAGUGGUUGUUACAGUUUAUGAUAAAUGUAGCUUUUCGGCUUUGUGUCAGCUGCCAUUUGCGUUUUAACAAUGAUGGUCCUUGCUUCUGCAUCUGCGUCGCAUUUUAAUGCACCGCAAACUGUUGCCUGAGUUUCCUGCCCCUGGGUAGGCGAUGUGGUUUUAUCAGAGAGCCUCGGACCGCGAUCAGGAGCGCAGGAUCCAUGAGAAGAGACUUCUGGACUUGGAUUUAUUUGGUCGCAAGACAGAUACAGCUUUCUAAGAGAGCACUGACAGAGACGUAGCUCAGAGACAGCGGUACCAUCAGUAGUAAAAGUUGGACUGAAAGUAGUCUACACAUUCAGGAAAGGAAACUGAUGCGCGUAAGAAGGGAUGCCAGCCAGGCGUGGCUUGUGUUUGAAUAUCCAAUGUGGGAAUGCGUGGGGAGUAUGUAUAUAAUAGAGUCUCUCCAUCUGAUAAACAGAGAUAUCAAACUGAUGAUUAAAGCAAAGGACGAUCAAUAAACUGAAAGGACUCCGCUGAUUUGGAGGAGCACGGCGCGCUGGGUAGCUACGCUUUGUGCGUGCAUGGACCGGACUUGUGUAAACUUUUCUCCCACUUUGAGUCACCGAAACGUUUUUAAAUGCCUUCGCUUAAUGUGACAGCUGUGCACACAAUGGCAGAGGUCGGGAGUUUUUUGGGGACAAUCGACUUGGAUUUACAAAGCUUUCCUGCACUCGGGAAUAUGCCCAUACCGGAGUCUCCAGUGGGGUUGAAUGAGCGGCUGGGGCAGAUUGAAGGGAGGCUGCAGCGGGGGUCGCCGACAGAUUUCGGGCACCUCAAAGGGAUCCUGAGGCGGCGUCAGCUCUACUGCAGGACCGGCUUUCAGCUGGAGAUAUUCCCCAACGGGACUGUGCAUGGGACAAGACAGGAUCACAGCAGAUUUGGUAUCCUGGAGUUCAUCAGCCUGGCAGUGGGUCUGGUCAGCAUCAGAGGGGUGGACGCUGGACUCUACCUCGGCAUGAAUGAGAAAGGAGAGCUCUAUGGGUCGAAGAAGCUGACAGCAGAAUGUGUGUUCAGGGAGCAGUUUGAGGAGAACUGGUACAACACCUACGCUUCAACUCUGUACAAUCACACAGACACAGGACGCUUCUACUACGUGGCCUUAAACAAGGAUGGCUCGCCCAGGGAGGGCGGCAGGACUAAAAAACACCAGAAACUCACCCACUUCUUACCCAGGCCGGUGGAGAUUGAAAAGAUCCCUCAAGCAUACAGGGACUUAUUCCAAUACAGGUGACCAGCGCUUAUACUUGGAGAGCUGGUUACAUUGGGAGGAACAGAAAUAAAAGAAGAGGAGAGGGGGGGUGUUGUGGAUAUUUUGGACCUGGUACAGAACUGUUUACCCUCAACCCCCCCUGAGGUCACUGUGUUUGCACCUCAGCCCCACUACCAAGCACGUACAGCACUGACAUAAACAUUGUGCAUGUUCCUGGAUGUUGCUUCUUUGCUUCUGUAGUGGACUUGUGACCUCGGAGAGGAGGGAAAGUUGUCUUGUAAAACCACUACGGACAUGGACAAAGGAGGCCCACAUGACUGCCCAGCUAUGGGGUGGUCGGGACAAUUACAUCAGGUGCCAUGUUUUCUCAAUAACCACUUUUUAGAGGUAAAUGUGUAGACGCUGAAGUGACAUGCAACGACAAAUGGAGUCGUGGCUCUUGGCAGUUUUGAGUAGCACUAAGCUGGUGGGGAGAAAAAAAGUGAAUGGUUGACUAUGAGAACAGAGAAGAGACUUUUAGAAGCUCCAAAAGGAAACUGAAAGCACUACAGAUGUCACACGGUGCAUUUGUCACGCACUAUACACAGUCAUGGUAACGUUAAAUGUGAGAAAGGGCACAUUCCACAUGCACAGAGAUAGAUAGACAGAAGGUAAGGGUCAGAAAUACACAAACUGUGUGCUACAUGCAGGUUAAGUGGCAGGUUUGGAUAGUCAGGUACUAAAGAGUCUGUAAGAAGAAUGUCUAUGAGGCAGAGAAUAAACUGUUACAUAGGGGAACUGGAGUUUAAUUAAAUUGUCUUCAAAAUCAAAGAUGAAAGUGGGGAUAUAAAAUCUUUUUGAUGAAUAUGGGAUAGAUGAAAGAGCACUUACUGCACACCCCCAGUCCCAACUGUAGGCUCACUUGGUCUCCCAUGUAAUGACAAGUCUAAUGAUCAAAUUCAUAUCAAAUAUCAAGCAGCAUCCUGUAGGAGUUGUGUGCAAAACAAGUGAUUAAGUUGGGGACAAAAGCACUUCUCUGACUGAGGUUGUAAAGAAUAAGGAUGGUGACUUGUAAUGUUCAGAGUGUCAGGAACAUUAUUAAAAAUGCAAGCAGCUGAGGUGUACAUAUGGGUGAUCCUAUUUAUGAGAUGUACAAUAUAUUUAUUUUCUACAUAUAAAGUAUAAAUAUAAAUCUAUAUAUUUAUUUAUUGCAAAGACUUUAUUUUGUAAUGAACUUGAAGUUAUCUGGACUGUAGAUUCUACUGAAAUUACACCAAAAAAACAAACAAAAAAAUGAAGAACUGCAAUGAACAUGACAAUAAAAUUGUCCUGCUAUCGAGAACUCAUUGUGACAGACUAUUUUUGCUUGGAUUAAAAUCUGAUGUACCAAUUAAAACCAGAUGUAGAUAUCUA
Messenger RNA from Seriola aureovittata, 2745 nucleotides. RefSeq names its product fibroblast growth factor 16 (gene fgf16). Gene Ontology annotation, biological process: positive regulation of endothelial cell chemotaxis to fibroblast growth factor; positive regulation of protein phosphorylation; cell differentiation. The coding region runs from base 721 to 1374 and encodes 217 amino acids. Gene Ontology annotation, cellular component: cytoplasm. NCBI's taxonomy places the organism in Eukaryota, Metazoa, Chordata, Actinopteri, Carangiformes, Carangidae. Gene Ontology annotation, molecular function: growth factor activity; fibroblast growth factor receptor binding. The record is from RefSeq and is a predicted model, not a curated record. The transcript has 3 exons.